Centruroides sculpturatus (bark scorpion) is the source of this 2127-nucleotide messenger RNA. RefSeq names its product lachesin-like. NCBI's taxonomy places the organism in Eukaryota, Metazoa, Arthropoda, Arachnida, Scorpiones, Buthidae. Gene Ontology annotation, cellular component: neuron projection. The record is from RefSeq and is a predicted model, not a curated record. The transcript is spliced from 8 exons. The coding region runs from base 145 to 1299 and encodes 384 amino acids.
CCUGAAGUUAUAUUUGUAAAACUUCACAAAAGACUUCUUCAGCUAAAAUUGUGCAAUAACAGCAUCCUUUGGAAUAAAUUGUUUAGCUUCGGGCAUCCAAUUUAACGUGCUCCAUAUCAAACUAAUAAGAUUUUUAUAUAAAGCAUGGUUUUAUUAUAUAUAAUUUUUUUUGUUCCCCCCUCCUAUACGUUGUUACAGGUUGCAUGGUUAAGAGUGGAAAGUAAGACUAUAUUAACUAUACACAGACAUGUUAUUACGAGAAACUACAGAAUAAAUUUAAGCCAUAGUGAACAUAAAAAUUUUAUUCUGCAUAUAAACAAUGUGCAAGAAAGCGAUAUUGGAGGAUACAUGUGUCAGAUAAACACAGUUCCUAUGAAGAGUCAGGUUGGAUAUUUGGAUGUUGUUGUUCCACCAGAAAUCAUUGACACAGACAGCAGUUCCGAUGUUUUAGUACGAGAGGGAUCGAAUGUUACAAUGACCUGUCGCGCAAAAGGUUACCCAACACCAACCAUAGUGUGGAGAAGAGAAGAUGCCCAAGCUAUAGCCGUUGGCAACUGGCAGAGUAACAAAAUUUCAGAAUUGACUUAUGAAGGAGAAGAAUUACAUAUUGUUAAAGUAAGCAGACUUCACAUGGGAGCUUAUUUAUGUAUAGCAUCCAAUAACGUCCCACCAUCAGUCAGUAAACGAAUUAUGUUACAAGUACAUUUUCCACCAAUGAUAUGGAUUCCAAAUCAGCUUGUUGGUGCACCACUUAUAGGAGAAGUUACACUAGAUUGCCAUACAGAAGCUUAUCCCAUGUCAAUUAAUUAUUGGACUAAAGAAGACGGUGAUAUGAUUAUAUCUAAUGAUAAAUACGUUACUAGAAUGAAAGACAAAACUUAUAAAGUUCAUAUGAAGUUAACAAUAAAAAAUCUGGAGCCAGAAGAUUAUGGAUCGUAUAAAUGCUUUGCAAAGAAUUCUUUAGGUUCUACUGAAGGAUCUAUACGUGUAUACGAAAUACACGUCUCGCCUCAACCUGUAAAAGAACCAUCAACUGCCAAAAUACAAAGUCUAGAUGAAGAUGAUCAAGGAAUGAAACAUAAUGUCUUGAGGGGUUCUGCAGAAAGAAGAGAAGAAGGACGUUAUGGAAUGUCUGAUGAUUCCUUAACAAAAGAAACUGAAAGGUCAUAUAAUCCUUCCAUACGAAAACCUAACAGAAAACAAGAUACUAACAAAGGAUGCACCUGUAGGAGUCUUUGGAGAUGGAUACCAUUAUUAACAUUAGUCAACGCAAUCGUGUUUAUGAUACCAGCAACGUAAUAAUGCUUAAUUUUUGUGUUCAAGAGUGAAUGAAUACAAGUUCUGAAAUUUUGUCUGGAAGUACUGCAGAUGUAUAGUACUUAGGACAAGUCCAAUAUGUGCAGACAGCUAUAGAUAACAUACGUUGGUUAUGUUCCUCAGCGCUAGGCAUUUUAGAUUGCCAUCAUCUUCCCUCAUUUAUAAAUGAAGCAAAAAACAAAAAAAAGAAAAAAAAAAGAAAAAGUUUUAAAUGGUGGUCAGUUGUGACUUUUCAGACCAAUCGAAUGUGUUCUUUCAAACCAUUUCUUCCAAAAAAUCAAAUUGUCGACAGACUUAGAUUAUACUCAGGACUAAAAAAAAAUUAUAAGUUGUGUGGAUGUUAAAAAAUCGAAGAAAAAAAAAACACGUGUCCAAUAUAUAGCUAUCUUCUAAUUUAUGUCAGAAAAAUAGUUUUUUAAAUCAUUGUAACAUAGUAAAUCAUGCAUCAACCAAAAACUUAUGGUAGUUGUUAUAUGAAGAUGGAGGCAAAAUAUGUUGUCAAUCAAUGUAAUAGUGUAUCUUUGUAAAUAUUACAGCUGUUAGUUGAAGCAUAUUAAUGAUGAUGGUGAUGAUGAUGAUGACGAUGACAAUGAUGACAUAUUUUGUGAAGAUAUUGUGAAAUUAUGAUGUUUACAAUAACAAAAACAAAAAAAAAAUGAUUGGAAUAAUUCGUUGUGUAUAUUGUGAGUGACUUAAAUUACCAUCCAAAAGCCAUCUUUAUUUGCGAAGAGACAUGUUUUUCUUUAUUAUAUAUAAAUAUAUAUACAUAUAAAGUGUUUUAUAAUUUUUCAUUAUUUGUAUAAAAUAAAA